This is a messenger RNA of Solanum tuberosum (potato), 5664 nucleotides long. RefSeq lists its product as uncharacterized. The transcript is spliced from 2 exons. The record is from RefSeq and is a predicted model, not a curated record. Lineage: Eukaryota; Viridiplantae; Streptophyta; Magnoliopsida; Solanales; Solanaceae. Bases 725 to 1123 code for a protein of 132 amino acids.
CGCUCCUAUGCAAUAUCUCACAAACCACAUAGGAGAAGUAACCCGCAUUAGGCAAGCCCGGUGCAACGAGCUCAACCCAGAAGCAAACCCCUUGCUUUCGCUGGCAAGGGGUUUCGAACUUGAGACCUCCAACAUGGAAGUCCCAAGCCCAAACAAUAAUCAAUUUCUGGUAAGGAGACACAAUUGGAGAAGGAAUUGAUUAUGCCGAAGGAUGGUAUUAGCUAUAGAUUGCAAGAAAUUAUUGUACGUAGGUUUCUAAACUAUUGACAAACUUGCCUAGCAGAGUAGCUGCUGCUUUGCAUGUGUCUGUGUCAGAUUCUUGGUGCUUUGCUAGUGAUGACUGUAACUUGUACGUGUCACACUCACCAAUAAUUCUCAUGAUUAAAAGCCUAAGCUAUAUAUUACGAAGAAUUGUAGUAGCUUAGUUAGUUGACUAUCUAAACUCCGCAAUUAAACAUUAAAGUUGACGAAAAGGAGAAUUCAGAAGCUGAGAGAUAUGACAUAAAGCAGACAAAAGAUUUUAAAUUGGGACAUACUGUAUUAUGUAAGUAAGAAAGAAGAAACAGAAAUGGUUGAGCUCACAAGAACAUCAACAAUUUACCUUUGUCCUGCGUGUCUGAGAGAGGUAAAAAAGUAGUACUAGUCUAAAGUAAGUGGACAGCAUCAAACAGUUAGAAUUUUUUUUUGUAGAAAAAGAAGACUUUUGAGUAAGACAACCACCAAGAUGGAGAGAGAGGAAAAGAAAAAGCAACAAGAGGAAGAAGAAUUGUUGGUAGUUAAGUUGAAACAAGGUGUUUUCGUAGGGAAAAGAGGGGGUACUGGUACUACUCCAUCACCUACAUGGAAAAUUGGUUUGGCACAAUCUGAUGGUUCUCUGCUUCAAGAUUUUCCCUUUUCUUCCAAUUCUGCUUCACUAUCUGUCAGAAAAGUUGGUGCCAAUCUCUGGGAAUUUCAACCACAAGUGAGAAAGGUUGUCAAGAUGAGCAAGAUUGGCCCUCUACCUCAAAAUCACAAAGACAAAUCUAAGCUUCACAGCCAAACAGCUUCCCCACCUGAUAGCCCACCACAGCAGCCAACAAGCACUAGUAGUUUAGGGAGGGAUAUUGCUGCAUCACUUAGAUAACAUCAUCAUCAUUUAAUUGCGAAGAAUGGGGGCGCUCAAUUGCUUGAAUCACCACUAUCCCCCUCUGGAUAACGCUACCAGGGCUUCCAGUGGGCUAUUGGUCUAGUGAGGAAUUAAGCAAGGGGAAAAGUGCCAUAGGGAAACCACUCUACACUGACAGCUUCACAGCAUCAAUGACACAAAUUUCAUAUGCUAGAGUACUAGUUGAAGCUGAUGUCUCACAACCACUUCUGGAUUCUAUUGACAUAGUGACACCAACAGGCUCAAUUCAGCAGCAAAUUGAGUAUGAUUGGAGACCAAAAUUUUGCAGAGUGUAUGAAAUUUGGGCACAAAGCUGAAGCAUGCUGGAAUGCUGAAAUGGCUGUACAUGAAGAACCUAAGUUCCAAGAAGUUAAGAACAAGAGAAGGAGAAGGAACAGGAAAGCAAAGGGUGUAAUUCAGCAGGAUAUGCCAAUUACUAGCAGAGUAGUAGUGGAUAAACGGAGGAUGGAUGCGCCAGCUAAUAUCACAAACUCAACUCAGUCAAUUGAAGGUUUGCAAACAGAGGCACAAGUAAAGGUUGUAAAUAGUUAUGCAGCUCUCCCGGAAGAGGAAGUCACUCAGAAUGGAGACCCUAGAGGGACUCUUAUCCCUUGAUGAUUAUCUCUACCUGGAACAUACAAGGGCUAAACCAGACCUUGAAACAGAAAGAGUUGAAGCUCUUUCUGCAAAAGAAUAAGAUAAAUGUUAUGGGUGUCAUUGAAACUAGAACACAAAUGCAUACAUCUGGGAAUAUACUAAGAAAGGUAGUGCCUGAUUGGAACCAUCGCUCAAUUACCCUUUGGCCUAUAAUGGUAGGGUAAGGCUACUAUGGAGGGCUCAUAUACAGGUACAAGUAUUGGUAUCCCAUGAACAAUAUAUUCAUUGUAAAGUCUCAGAUGCAAAUGGAAACUUCUCAGCUUAUCUCACAGUUGUUUAUGCCAAGAAUGAAAGCCAGAAUAGAGAGGAGAUGUGGAGGGACCUAGUUCAAAUUGGGAGAGGAAUCCAGGAGGCUUGGUUGCUAUGUGGGGACUUUAACAAUGUUCUAACUACUGAAGACAGAAUUGGCUCCCCUGCUUUACCAGGAGAGACACGAGUUUUUCAAGGAUGCAUUGACACAUUGCAACUGACAGCUCUAAGACAAUCAGGGAGACACUUCACAUUUUGCAAUAGGCAGCAAGAUGGGAGUAGAGUAUACUCCAACAUAGAUUGGGCUUUUGGAAACUUUCAACGGACAGUGACUAUGGGCAUGUGGAGGCUGAGUUUUGGAAUCCACGAGUAUCUGAUCAUUCACCAGUUGUUAUUCAAGUGAGCACAAGACCCACUUCUGGACCAAAACCCUUCAUAUUAUUCAAAACAGUCCUUGAGCAUCCUGAGUUUGAAGGGAUUUUGACAACUGUGUGGAACAAAAGAUACAUUGGUACUAGAAUGAGUCAACUAUGGAGCAAACUUAAAGCAUUAAAAAUAGGACUGAAGGACCUGAAUACUUAUUUGGCUUCUUACCGCCAGAAGCUACAAACAGCUAGACAGAGUUUGGAAAUAGUACAAAGUCAGGUUGUAACUCAACCUCUCAACAGUGUGUUAAUAGAGCAAGAAUCAGUCCUUUUGAAUGAUAUCAGGAAAUGGAGCUUAGUGGAGGAGCAGGUUCUCAAACAGAAAUCUAGAGUUAAUUGGAUUGCCAUUGGAGAUGCAAAUACCAAGUUCUUCCAUGCUCAAAUGAAGAUUAGAAGUAGUAAGAACACCAUUACUUCUGUUUAUAUCUAAUGGGAUUAAACUGCAGGACCCUAAGCUUGUGAAGGAAGAGUUUAUUUCAAACUUCACUAAAUUGAUGGGAACAGCUGUGGUGGAUUUGCCAUGCCCGAAAGUGUAUGUUAUAAGUAAUGGCCCCUGUUUAUCAUACCAACAGAGAUGCUUGCUUAUAAUUACAAUCACUGAUGAGGAUAUUGUGACAGCAAUGGAAGGGAUGGCCCUAGAUAAGACCCCAGAUAUUGAUGGAUUCCCAGUGGAAUUCUUUACUAAGCAUUGGACCACUGUUAAAGAAGAUGUAUUAUGUGCUGUCAGAAAAUUCUUUACUACUGGGAAGCUGCUGAAAGAGGUUAGCCUUACUGCCAUUACCCUUGUGCCUAAGAAGGCUACCCCUACACAAGUAGCAGACUACAGACCUAUUGCUUGCUACAAGAUCAUCACAAAGAUCUUGACCAACAGAAUCAAGCCUAUUAUAGGUUCUAUUGUUAGUCCUCUCAGUAUGCAUUUAUAGAGAGGAGAAGUAUCAUUGAUGAUAUUCUAUUCUGUCAUGAGGUACUGAAAUGAUAUUCUAUGAAGGGACUAUCCCCUAGAUGUGCGAAUGAACGUGGACUUACGAAAAACUUAUGAUUCCAUUGAAUGGGAGUUCAUAAGGAGAUUGCUUGCUAAAUUGGGCUUUCCCUUUAAGUUCACAUCUUGGAUGAUGGAGUGUAUAUCCACAGUCCCUUAUUCUCUAGUGAUAAAUGGGGGUCUAUCUAAACAAUUCAGAGGGGAAAGUGGAAUUGGACAAGGGGAUCCUAUGUCCCCUUACCUAUUUGUAUUGGCUAUAGAAUAUCUUCAAAGGGAACUGAGCAUGCUGAGACUCAAUAAAGACUUCAAAUAUCACCCAAGGUGCAAGAAAUUUAAUGUGAUAAUACAUUUGAUCAUCCACAACAAUAAUCUACUCCAUAAGGCCCUAGUCACAGGACACCCAAAGUAAAGAUGGUCAUAUAUGAAUCACAUUAAAUUUCUUUAAGGAAGCAUUUUCCAUGGUGGGUCUUUCGGUUAAAUUUUUUAUGAUGAAUACACGUAAAUGUGACUGCAUAGAGGGAAACAAAAUUAAAAUAAAUUGGGCAAUUGUGAUGAUCAACUCUUAACUUAUUUUCAUUGUUUCCCCAAAAACUCCUAGAUGAGAUAAAAAAUAAAAUUGCAAUAGAGAUUAGAUAUCAAUCGGAACAGAAGAUGAAAAAAGCUCCUGCUGAAAGUGUCUCCUUGCAAAAAAUCUUCAUGAAUUGUGUACUAACGAGAGUACUACAAAAUCAUUAGAUUGCCCACACUUUCCCAAAAUACCAUCCUCAAAGAAUAAUGAGUUCCAAACUUUAAGUGAAUAAAGAGACGAAAGACACUACUUGAAAUGUAUUUUUGCUAGUAACUUUAGCAUGAAAAAGUUUACAUGAAGUGCUUAUCUGCAAAUGUUGAUACCAUAGUAGUUACGAGUUCAGAUACUUUUGUAACAGUAUUAUAGCUUGCAACUACUCCGUGUGCUUCUAGUUUGGAAUUUUACAGUAUUAGAUGGUAAAUAAACUUGUGAUGCUAAAACUGAAACUAUUAAUAGGAUAUUUAAUUAAAGAAAACUUCAAUAUCCUUGGUGGACGUAAGCAAAUGGGUAAAGUAGAAAAUAGAAAACCAUCCAACAUUUUCCAGACUCCGAAAUCCGGAUUUAAGAACCAAUAGCACAAAUCGUAUCUUGACUAAAUCUGGUGAAUUUUAGAGAUUGAGACAGACUUUAUAAUGCUUUGUAAUUCUUUAAUCAUCUCAGACUGUAUGACACCAAUUCUACCUUCAUUUCUCAAUCUAUUUAUACCAGAAAACUGGGGUAAGAUCUUCGAAAAUUAACCACAAAUAUAAACAGUGAUCAGUACGACGUCAUCUACAUUGUUAUCAAGUUCAAACCAUAUUUUGUUCCGAAUACGCUCUCAGCUCAACGUAUUGUGAUAGACAUACCAGAGGCCAAUCUUUAUUAUAAUAAGACAGGUUAAGCUCCCAACAGAAAUAUACUCUGGAGCAGUUUAGCCUUCAUGUCCUUAUCUCAAAACUAGUUACUCCUUCUCCUGCUUCAUAUAGCUGUUACUAAGCAUUUUUCUUUGACUAACAUCUAACCUCAACCUAAAUUCUUACAUGGCAGAUAGCAGAAGUGGUUGAAGAGAUGUAUUCAAGUUAACCAAAAGAGUAUAAUGCAAUCAAGCAUGUUCAUAAAUUACCGCCAAACAUGCUCUUGAUUUAGUGCAAACUACACACAAGAAUACAUUAGCCCCUAAUGUCCUUAAGUCCACCGGUCUACCCACUUGGCGGCAAUGCUAGAUUACUUUACUAUUUGUUUCAUUACAACAGAAAAUGUUUGAAGAAAUCCUCUUUUGGUUUUUGGUUACCUUACAAAAUUAUAAUUCUCCCAAAUACUUCCACCAAUAUGGGAAACUGACUGAUACGGAACUUAGUAUCUAUGCCCCUUUCUUUUCCUAGUUUAAUUUCCCAUUUGUUUUUAUUUCAUUUUCAGCACACUUCAUGAAGAAAGUUUGUUUACUCUGCAGACACUGUAAAGCAGAUGUUGCAGCAGAAAACAUCUGCAACAUGGAGGCCACUUAACAUUGCUGUUGAGAAGGAUAGUUCAUUAUGGAAUUGUAUUUUAAGGAAAACAUUUUCCUCCAUUUCUAACCACUUCAAAAGUAAGUUUAACCUUUAAAUCAGACAUCUAUAAGGUUAUAUCUUUGCUAGACCAUUGAAAUUGAGACUUGAACAGAAGG